This is a messenger RNA of Cladocopium goreaui, 2262 nucleotides long. NCBI's taxonomy places the organism in Eukaryota, Dinophyceae, Suessiales, Symbiodiniaceae. The record is from the annotation of a GenBank genome assembly.
AUGUCCGGGGCUCCUGACGAUGGGCAGUACGUGCCCGCCAUGAAGCUGAUGUGGGAUGAGGUGGACAGACGUUUUGACCCCAAGUAUGUCCUUGGAGAAGCCGGCCACCAGUUUUGCCAAAGCUAUUCUGUCAGAGCUGCGCAUCCUGAAUUUCCUUACGCUUUGCAUUGUCUUUCUUUGAUGUGUGCUUUGGCGAAUGGCGCGCGGGUCGCCAUCUUUGCCACAGCACCGUCGCCUCUGACUUUGGUAGCGGUCAAUGUCAACUAUGCCCAGACCAGAAAGUCUUCCAUGACUGGACACGCAGAAGCUUUGGGGCAAGAGUUGGACACAGUCAUCUUGGAGAAUGCGAUGUCCAAGCUGCAGCAGGAAAGCUUUGAGGAGGGAGCGGCUCAAGUCCUGAGGUAUUUGAAGCCAAGAAUCGCUUCUGCGACUGUUGCCAGCGCCACACCGGAAGAAUGGUUUCACCGUUGCUCUGCUGACUGGAACCAAGUCCGCAACGCAGACAAGCUGCCAGGAGAUUGGUCUGGGCGUUGCUGGUACGGCUUGCUAGGCAACUUUGAUGAAGCCUACGACUUCUUGCUGAGCCUUGGCCUUUUGUCCGACUCAAAUGCAACAACGAGAGAGAAAUCAAAAAGCAAAGUCAACCCGUACCAGAGCGCGUUCAACAAGCUCUUGCAAUUUGGGUCUAGUGCUCGUGCCACCAAGACGGCAGGGAGCUACGGUGAGAACCCUGGUAAAACCAUAAGCUUGGGCAUCACUUGCAACAUGCACCCGGCCUUCUACAUCCCAAUGGAGCAGGGCGAGCUUGGAAGCCACGCAGCCUCCACCAAGGAAAGGUUCCUCAUCUCCACUGGCCGCCCUGUUCAACCACAUGAGGACAUCCCCGCAGACUUUUGCUUGCCGGAAGGAGUCUCGCCAUACAGGUGGGUCCCCCUCACUCCUGAGAUUGCAGACCUCAUUGGGGUUGCUAAAGAAGCAACAUCGCCAGACGCAGCUGCCCAAGAAUGGGCAGAAGCUGGGCUUGAAGACGAAGCCGCGGCCCAACUCACCCAAAAUGCUGCCGGUGAGUAUGUGCCGUCGGAAGACGGCUACCUUGUCAGGCUCUUAGAUGACAAGCUGACCCGCAUCCGCUUCAGGCGAUCAGAGGCAGCCCCAAACGGCUUUGAAGCAGAGUGGAGGGUAGCGAACCGAAACUUUGCAAUCCCGGAGGUAUGCCGUUUGAGAAAUUGCGUUGCUAGGGUGGCCACCUAUUUCGCAGCGCCACACCAAGUUAUCACUUUGACUUCGGAGGCUGAGUCAUGGCAUCUGUCUUACCAGGGAGCAAUGAAUGUCCAAAGCCACGUGGUUCGUGAUACUGGAGACAUCCAAGCUGGGGCUCGCUUCGGGGCGGCGCCUUGGCAAGUAGGGGUUUUAGCUGCUUUGCUCCUGGUCUUCGAAAUCUUUGUCGGCGCCCACUCCCCUGCAGCGCUGGAGGGGCGAGCUUUGCAGGUUACACCCGGGCACUUGCAGCGGGCGUACGCCUUCCUUCAAUUGGUGCAGCGUCUGAAGCACAUUGCCCUUGGAGAUGCAGCAGCCAGCCCAGACCUACCGCCGCCGCAGGAAGACGUCCGUGCGGAUGAUUUGGGCGCCUUGCGCAUCCCCUAUGUGCCUGAAGACUUUGCUUCGACCCAAGCUGGCGCAGGUAUUCCAGAGGUGGGCGAUGACGAAGAAGGUGACGAGGCUGCAGAGGAGUCGCCGGAGGAACAUGUGCCAGAACUGCCAGCACCAGUGGGCAAUCCAGGACUGCCGGAGCCAGAACCUUGCGCAGCCGUGAAACCUUUGACCCUGCAGGAUGUUCGAGCCAGUGAUUUUGGGUUUGGAGACAAUGGUGUCACUGUCCAGCCUGACGGCUUGCAUAGCCGGAAUUUCACCGAUAGAACUGUUUUGAAGCAGACCCUUCUUGCUGGCAAACCGAAGAUCACUAGGAAAGAGGCUUGUGACAAGAUGCGCUCUGAACGAGGGCAAGGACGCAAAGCGCUUCCCAAAGAAAAAUGGGUUGCUGUCAUGAGGGCUGCAGCUUCCCAAUUUCCCGACUUGCUCCGCCUUGACGGAGAGAUUUUGUGUUUGAAAAUGAUUCCCGACACUGCAGCAGGCAAGGUCGCGUACCACAACGACCUCAUGAGAGCUUGCCGUCUAAGCCUGCGGGAGUUGAUUGCUGCUAUGGACAAAGCAGCUGAGAAGAAGGAAGAGCGCCGUGCAAAGCGAGCCAGGGUGGAUGACUGA